This is a messenger RNA of Fusarium poae, 3642 nucleotides long. RefSeq lists its product as uncharacterized. The record is from RefSeq and is a predicted model, not a curated record. Bases 1 to 3642 code for a protein of 1213 amino acids. The transcript has 4 exons. NCBI's taxonomy places the organism in Eukaryota, Fungi, Ascomycota, Sordariomycetes, Hypocreales, Nectriaceae.
AUGGAUGGGUAUCCGACGGGAAGUUUGGACCAUAAUGUCCCCCUUCUAGUAGCUGCCGGCCUUAAUAGCGAAACGAACGAGCUCUCGCUGAGCGCAGAGCUUAAGGAACAGAGCAUCCUCCUCCGAUCGGAGAUACCACCUAUCGAUGGCAAGAACGCCGAGGUUUUGUCGCAGUACUUAAAGGACGUCGAUGCGAGCGCAAAGUCUUGGAGCGUUUUCGAGAGAAAUGAGCCGUACAGAUUUCGGGUCAAGGCCACAGGGAGGUCUUUCUUACUACCACCGCGCCGAGCCCGCCUCCCUGAAGGCGUCGAGCCGCUCAGUGAACACCCGACACUCCAUUCACCCUUUUCACCUCUAAGUCCUGUAUCGACACUAUAUCCUGAUGGUCUGAUCGAUGCGCAGUGGAUCAAGAAGCACCAGGACCUUGUUCCCAGCGUAUACUUGUGCUUCUAUCCCCUCACGAGUGAUCCGAAUUCCAUGACAUUACAAGACAACCACAUCAAAUCCGAUAUCAACAACAUCAAGGGCGCUUUGAUACGGUCAGGAUACAAGACUCGACUCGCGAUUGCACUGAUUGCGGACAGCGAAGACGCACCUCUUCCGUUGGCUGAAGGUAUUCAAGAGAGAUUGGAAAACAUACGGAGAGGAACAGCCUUGGAUCCCAAGUCAGUCUUUUACAUCCCGUCGCAAGAAUCACAGGACGGUUUGAAACAAGUGGUUGACAACAUACUCGGUGUUCUAUAUACCUCGGCUGUUGAAUACUACAGAGAUUUGGGGCGGCAUGCUAGGAAGAAGCGAUCUCGCGGAAUAGCACCCCAACCGACGGUGCCACCUACGACCGGAACAUCACAGAUACUGUCGUUAUCAGACUGGAACUUCAGAUAUGACAUCAAGUCAGCGAUUUUCGCAGAAUUCCGACAAGAGACAGAUGCUGCACUGCGCUUUUUCGAACAAGCAUACGAGGUGCUCUUAGGACAGGAUGUGCUGGACAUUAUCCCCAGUUGGAGCCCACGCUGGAAUGAGGCGCGGCUCUUGGCGGAUAUCAUAGCGAUACGGUGUUUGAGAUGUCAUUUGUGGAUGGGGCAGACGACUCUGGCUGUCCGAAAGUGGCAUUCGCAUCGAGAACGAAUCGCGGACCUAGUUGAUCGUCGCGGGAGGGGGACCAACAAUUAUGGGUGGCAGGCAUGGGAAGCUCGAUGGGCCACGGUCAUGGCUAAUCUGAUAGACCGCGUAGGCUUACCGGCUUUAGCUCCAGAGACGGGGGCAAUCUUUGUCCCGCAGGAUAAAUCUGUCUCGGGUGAGAGAGUUUCACCUUGGGAAUUGUUACAUCACACGGGCUACUGGUACCGGAUAGCGGCUCGUCACGUUGUAGCCCGCCGGAAGCUGGCGUAUCAAAUGCCAGAGGAUGAUAGGCAUUCGCCCGAUACAUCACCUGCAUCAGCAGUAGCCAGUAAAGCCUUUGCAUACGACACGUACAUGUGUCCAGAGCCCUAUCAGGAAUACCCUGUCUCAGGGAAAGGAGUGAACCAUGCACAGCUGGUGAUCGAUUGUCUCACGGCGGCGAGUUCAGAGUUUCAAGCUCGCAAGCAAAAACGACUGGCGACGGAGCUGUCGUUGGAAUGCGCAAGGGAGUUUGCCAACAUGAAGGAAUGGGACGCUGCGGUUGAGAUGAUACUACCUUUCUGGGAAGAUGUCGCAUUUCGAUCAGAGGGCUGGAUUAACAUAUCAGAAGACCUGUGCCUGAGCAUGCGACGGAUUGCUGCGGGAGCCCAUCGUGCCGAUUUGGUAGUUGCUGCAGACUGGGAGUUGAUGGGCAACCAAUAUGUGCGACAGCCCCAGUGGCAUUACGAUAUUUCCAAGUCGCUCCGAGGCAUCACUACUGAGGAGAAGCUUUCAAUUAGUUUGAGUGAUGAAAAGUCAGGCUCAUUUGUCUCGGCGUCAUUCAUAUUCCGGAAUAAAGAGGGAAAGGCUGACGCUGCCCCCAUCACGUUCAGCUCACUGAAAGUAGAGUUCGACGGUAGCCUCAAACCAAUACUACUUGAGCACGAGGCUUCGGAAGAAUCGGCGUCGACAACAGGAUAUUUCAUACAGUCGUUGUCAUUGAAAGAAGAUUAUGCUGAAGAGUCGGGGGACGGGUUACCGACAUUGCUGAAGGGACAUUCCGAUUUAACACUCCGACCUGGUCAGACUCGGGUAUUCGAGAUGAACAUACCACUAAGAGAGCCAGGCACUGCGACAGCAGCGUCUGUUACAGUCUCCCAUAGCAAUGACAGCUUCGACCUCGACUAUAAACUAAACAUCCGCCCUACAGACCCUGUUGUUGGCUGGUAUGUUCAGGGUUCAUCGAAGCCUAGGAAUACUCGCCCGGAAGCGGGCACCGUACAAAUUCAGCCCCGACCACCCAAGAUGCAGAUUAAACUCUUGGAGCCCCUCGCCCAGUAUCAUGCAAACGAGGCAAUCGUCUUGGAGGUUGAGAUACUCAAUGCUGAGGAUGAAUCCGCUACUGCCAAACUGGACAUUCAUCUAUUUGGAAAAGAAAUACCUGCAGUUACAGUGGAGGCAGACGGAAAUGGAGGUAGCACCGAAGCGUCAACGGAAGAGUCCAAGAUCUCGGGGCUGGCAUUAGGUGCGAUCAAGAGUACGGCAUCAGUCAAUGUGGUAUUGCGUAUUGACGCCUCAUCGGCUCCUACGACGCUUGAUCUGCACCUGAGGACGUCGUACCAUCUAGACUCGGAUGUCGCAACCCCAAUUAUGCAGAUGUUGACAGUCCAGCUCAACGUUGUGAACGCGUUUGAAGCAAACUACGAUUUAGUCCCACGUCUUCACCCUGGGCCAUGGCCAAGUCUUUUCGAUUCCGAAGGGCUCGGAGAUACAGAAGAAGGUGCAGCCAGAGGCUUUGCACAAAAGUGGUGUCUACUAUGUCACUACGCAUCGUUUGCCCAGGAAGAUUUGAGAGUGCUUGGGAUGGAUCUAAAUGUGGUGUCGUGUGUCGGCGGUGCACGAUGCAACGUAAACCAGGCACCAAAUGUGUCACACGAAGGGAUAGUAGUUACACCCAAGACGAUGCACGAGGCACAGUUUGAUUUGGUAGCUCAGAAGCUCACGAUGGAAGACCGACACCCCGUCACUGUCGAGCUGGCCUUUGUUAUCCGAUGGCAACGCCAGGGCCGUAGCGAUGGUCCAGUCAACACAACAGUUAUGCCAGUCGGCAAAUACCUUGUCCUGGGUACAGAGCCGCGAGUGCUGGCAUCUGUGUACCACGCCCCGAAGGUAGAAGAUGAUAUGCCAGGGUUGCUGCAGUUGGACAUGACAGUCGAGAAUCCAUCGAAUCAUUUCCUUACGUUUGGUCUCGGCAUGGAACCGAGCGAGGAUUUUGCGUUUUCUGGUGCGAAACAGACAACGCUCAACUUGCUGCCACAAUCAAGACGGACGACAACUUAUCGGUUGCUACCACAUGUGAGUGGAGUUUGGAUAAGACCCAAGUUGACGGUGCGAGACAAGUAUUUCCAAAAGGUACUUCGUAUAAUACCGACAGAGGGGAUGAAGAUUGAUGAGGAUGGGCUAUUGUUGUGGGUUCCGGGAGAGGAGAAGAAAGGGGGAGAGGAAGAGGAAGACGACGACAAGAAGUUAGAGGAGCAGUGA